GCCAUAUCGGUUUAGCACGAAAGACGCUUGAAACUCAAAGUUACAAGUACAACACAGAAACCAAGGACGAACCAAGCCUCUAAGCUUAGCUAUCCCAGACAUACACUUGCUCACGUCUCGCCAACUCGCGCGUGACUUUCACUCUCUCCUCCCCGGCCUUCUCCACUGUCGCCAAUGGCCGCUUCUGGAUUUUCCACCUCGCCAAACUAACACACAAUUCUCAGUAAUUAAAUGGGUAGAAGGAAGCAAAGCAGACCUCACCGGUCCGGUGGGAUAAUUUUGGGUGGUAAUGAUGCUGCUGAGAAUGCGGAAUUGGAAAACCAGAGAUCGCAGAAGAAUGAAUUUGAGGAGAUUGAUCAACCUUAUUUCGUGGAAGUUGAUCGUUCCGGUUGGAUUUCGGACGACCACCUUGAUGUUUCCGAGGUUGUUUUGAUUGAUUUGAAGUUCGGAGAAGGGUUUUCCGGUCGUGAAUUGAGUGUGGAUUUGUGUGGGGAUGAUAAGUAUUCGUUAAGGUUUAGGUUGUGCAAUGUGAGUGAAUAUGUUGAUAGAAUCAAGUUAGGUCAUUGGCCUGUUUUGCCCUCAUCGGAUGUGUUUAUUGAGUUUGUUGAAAAGCCCGCUAUGGAGGGUGUGGAUGCGUGCCUGGUGAUUUUUUCGGGUGGCUUUGACGGCCCGGAUGAGGGUAUUUCUGGUCUUGUGCACUUGGCAAGUUUGAAGUUUAUGACAUUGAGGCCGGUUAUGGAGGUUGGACUUUCGACAGAUGUGGCACUGCCAUCCCUCAGGUUGAGGGUGGAGAUUCUUCGGAGCGCCUUUGAUGCUUGCGAAUCGCUUAUGGACAAUACUAGGCAGCUGUGGAAGAAGAGUAUGAUUAAUGUCAUGUCGUGGUUGCGGCCAGAAGUAAUGACGUCGGAGGCUCGAUAUGAAGUUAGUGUAUCAGUAGAAACUGAUGUGGCAGAUGGUAAUGCAGACCAAAAGAAAAUUGGAAGGUUUGAUGUUGCUGGGUUUUAUGAGGCCAUUAAACCAUCAAAAACAGAUGCAAUGCUUGAAGAAGACUUGCCCGAUUUGCUUCCUGAGUUGAGGCCAUAUCAGCGCCGGGCUGCUUACUGGAUGGUGCAACGUGAGAAAGAAGGUAUACAAAGUAUGCCCAGAAGUGGAGAAAGUCAGUUGUCCUCACCAUUAUGUUUACCUGUGGAAUUUCUGGGUACCGAUUCAAAAAUGUUUUACAACCCAUUCAGCGGAAAUGUGUCCUUGCAUCCAGAGCAUUCUUCAGCAAACAUUUUUGGUGGUAUUCUUGCUGACGAGAUGGGCUUGGGCAAAACUGUUGAACUGCUUGCUUGUAUCUUUGCUCAUCGCAAGGCAGCAUCUGAAGAGAGCCUCUUUCUUGAUACUGAAAUGCAAACCACCAAGUGUCUUAGAAGAUUGAAAAGGGAGCGUGUUGAGUGUGUUUGUGGAGCUGUGAGUGAAAAUCGCAGAUAUAAAGGCCUUUGGGUACAGUGUGACAUGUGUGAUGCAUGGCAACAUGCAGACUGUGUUGGUUAUUCAUCUAAAGGAAAACCUAUAAAAUCGCGUGAAGUUGUUGACGGACAAGGAUCCCAAGGGAGUUCAUCAGCUAAGAAGCAAAAGCACAAAAGAAAGAACACAGCCACCAUAGUUGAAAGAGAUGGACAUUUUAUUUGUCAGCUGUGUUCAGAACUCAUGCAAGCUACUGACACUCCUAUAGCGACUGGUGCCACUCUGAUAGUCUGUCCAGCUCCUAUAUUGCCUCAGUGGCAUGCUGAAAUCCUAUACCAUACACGUCCGGGAUCCUUAAAAACGUGUGUCUAUGAAGGAGUGAGGGACACAUCUCUUUCAAAUGAAUCUGUAAUUGACAUCGGUGAACUCGUCAGUGCUGACAUUGUUUUAACUACCUAUGAUGUACUUAAGGAGGACCUGUCACAUGAUUCAGACAGGCAUGAAGGGGAUCGGCGCUUCAUGAGAUUCCAAAAGAGGUACCCUGUUAUUCCAACUUAUUUGACCAGAAUAUUCUGGUGGAGGGUUUGUUUGGAUGAGGCUCAAAUGGUGGAGAGCAAUGCUACUGCUGCCACGGAAAUGGCUUUACGUCUGCAUGCCAAGUAUCACUGGUGCAUAACAGGAACUCCCAUACAGUGCAAACUAGAUGACCUAUAUGGCCUUCUUCGAUUUCUUAAAGCAAGCCCUUUUGAUAUUUCUAGAUGGUGGACUGAAGUUAUGCGGGAUCCAUAUGAGAGGAGAGACGUACGAGCUAUGGAGUUUACACAUAAGUUCUUCAAACAAAUAAUGUGGCGUUCAUCAAAAGUGCAUGUUGCCGACGAGUUACAGCUUCCUGCUCAGGAGGAGUGCACCUCUUGGCUCACUUUCUCACCAGUUGAAGAACACUUUUAUCAGAGGCAACAUGAGACUUGUGCAAGUUUUGCACGUGAAGUUAUUGAGAGUCUGAAAGACGAUAUCCUCAAAAGAAAAGUCUCAGGUUGUGCAGUGUCUGAUGCUUCAUCUGAUCCUUUCAUUACCCAUGCGGAGGCUGGAAAGCUUCUGAACACACUCCUGAAGCUUCGUCAAGCUUGCUGCCAUCCUCAAGUAGGAAGCUCUGGGCUGCGAUCUUUGCAACAGUCCCCAAUGACUAUGGAGGAAAUAUUAAUGGUUCUUAUAAGUAAGACCAAAAUAGAAGGAGAGGAAGCUCUUAGGAGGUUAGUUCUUGCCUUGAAUGGGCUUGCGGGGAUAGCUAUAAUUGAGGAAAACUCUACUGAAGCCAUAUCACUAUACAAGGAAGCAUUGGCUUUAGCUGAAGAGCACUCAGAUGAUUUUCGCUUGGACCCUUUGUUGAAUAUUCACAUCCUAUAUAAUCUUGCUGAAAUACUCCCACUGGGAGCAAACUGCUUGGGAAAAUGCCCCUUAAAUGGACUGUUGUUACCUGGAAAUCCUGGCACGGAGUUGUCCAAGAGACAUGGCAUUGGAAAGUCUGAACCACGUGUUUUCAAGAGGCGGAAAGUGAGUGGAAAAGGCAACUUUGCCACUGAUGCUGGGAAUCCACAUGAUAAUAAUACCUCCGAAAUUAAAGAGAACAUUCUAAAUGCUAACCAAGAAUGCAGUGAUGUGCCCCUGACAUCAUGCAGUUCUUGUGGAGAUGAAUCUUUGAGAACAGCCUGUGAGAAUUUUAAACAGAAGUUCUUAUCUGCAUUUAGUUCAAAGCUUUUCGUUGCUCAAGAAGAUUUUAGAAAAUCAUAUAUGCAGGUUUGUUCUGCAAUUAGUGAAAGAAAAAAUCAACAUACGGCUUGGUGGAUGGAAGCCCUUCUUAAUGCUGAGGAGAAUAAAGAUUGCUCAAGUGAGUUAAUCAGAAAGAUUGAAGAAGCCAUAGCAGGAAAUCUAAAUACUUCAAGGUCAUCGAGGAUUCCCACUGGUUUCCGAUCCAUAAGUGGUCUAAAGUAUCAUAUCCAGAGUGGUUUGGACCUACUGGAAGCCUCUAGGACUGUCUUACUUGAUCAACUUUUGGAAAUUGAUCAGACAAUAGAGAAGCCAAGGGAGGAGGAUAUUGAACGUGUGCGAUAUUGUCAAAACUGUCAAGUCAAUGGUGAUGGUCCUUCAUGUGUUAUGUGUGAACUUGACGAAUUGUUUAAGCAUUAUGAAGCAAGACUUUUUCGUCUCAAUAAAGCACAAGGGGGGAUGAUUACAUCUGCUGAAGAGGCUCUGGAUUUGCAGAAGAAAAACUCUGCACUUAAUCGUUUCUAUUGGAACUUAUCACAGUCAAAUAAAACAUCAAAAUCAUCUGCCAAUGGAUAUGAAGAAUCUAAAAAAAGAGAUGUUCAAGAAAAAGUGGUGGUUUCAAAAUCUCCAUCUGAAUUGGAGGUUGUUCUCGGUGUUAUAAAGAGCCAUUGCAAGGCUCACUUAGGAAGAGAGGGUUUAUCAGCUGCAACCAAGCAUCUGCAGAUUCUUGAGGGCAUGAGAAAGGAGUAUGCUAAUGCAAGGGCUUUGGCAAUAGCUCAAGCUCAAGUUCUGCAAGCUCAUGAUGAGAUAAAGAUGGCAACCACACGGCUGCAAUUACAAGUUCAUGAGGAUGACAAAUCUUUGAACGCUUUAACUAAAGACGAAUUACCUUCAGCUAGCGUACAGUACUCUAGUGAUAAGUUUGUGGCGUUAAACUUGUUGGCAUGUAUUAAAGGAAAACUUCGCUAUUUAAAGGGUUUGGUGCAAGCUAAACAGAAAUUGCCUUUGGAAAGUCCAAACAGCUCCUCAGUGACUGAAGAAGAAGCGGCAGCUGCUGCUACAUCAGAAAACGCCGAAAAAAAAAGUGAAUGCAUACCUAAAUCUGAUGAUGAGUCAUGCCCAGUUUGUCAAGAAACGUUGAGCACUAAAAAGAUGGUUUUUCAAUGUGGCCAUGUUACGUGCUGUAAAUGUUUAUUUGGAAUGACUGAACGGAGAAUACUUCAGGAUAACAAGAUUCAGAAUAAGUGGGUAAAGUGCCCUACAUGUCGACAGCAUACUGAUGUUGGGAAUAUUGCCUAUGUUGAUGAUAGACAAAAUGAAAAUUGUGAUUCUUCUCUCCUGCAUACAACUGAUGGUCCUGAAAAUUUGGGAUCGUCUAUUGUAGUUCAGGGUUCGUACGGCACUAAGAUCGAAGCGGUGACUAGAAGAAUAUUGUGGAUCAAGUCCAAAGACCCCAAAUCGAAAGUUCUCGUUUUCUCAAGUUGGAAUGAUGUCCUUGAUGUAUUGGAACAUGCCUUUAGUGCUAAUGAUAUAUCCUUUAUUCGAAUGAAGGGAGGCAGGAAAUCACAUGUGGCCAUCAGUGCAUUUAGAGGACAGAAGAGCAGCACAAAAGUAAAACACAAGAAACGUGGGAAGCUAGCAGAAGAAGAAUCUGUUCAAGUGUUGUUGCUCCUAAUUCAGCAUGGAGCAAAUGGUCUCAAUCUUUUAGAAGCACAGCAUGUUGUCCUUGUAGAGCCCCUACUCAACCCAGCAGCAGAGGCACAAGCAAUCAGCCGGGUCCACCGAAUUGGGCAGCAAAAUAGGACAUUGGUUCAUCGUUUCAUCGUGAAAGACACGGUUGAAGAGAGCAUAUAUAAACUCAACAGAAGCAGGAACACCACUGCAUUCAUUAGCGGGAACACGAAGAAUCAAGAUCAGCCCUUUUUUACACUCAAAGACGUUGAAUCCCUAUUUGCAACAGCGCCACCCGCUGUACCGGAAACUGAUGACAAACAGGCCGAAAGUCUGAGACAUUUGCCGCCUUCUGUGGCGGCAGCUAUAGCAGCUGAGAGAAGACUCAACGACCUGACAUCCACUUUGUCAUAACGCGGUGAAGAAAUCUUCUGACACUCUUAGGCGUCAGUUAUUAGUUGUUCCUAAAAGAUGACGAGCAUAUUGUUCUUUUCUAUCUUUGUAGGUUCUCUAACCAUUUUUUGCUAUUUUCUUAUAAGUUACAAUCCAUUUCAUGCCUGUAAAUAUCAUUCUUGUCCUUUUUCUUUUUUCACAAACUCUAUAUCGAUCCAAAAAUUCCAAGCAACCAAAAAAAAAAAAAAAAAAAAAAAAAAAAAAAAAAAAA
Molecule: messenger RNA, 5548 nt
Organism: Morus notabilis
Lineage: Eukaryota; Viridiplantae; Streptophyta; Magnoliopsida; Rosales; Moraceae
Product: E3 ubiquitin-protein ligase SHPRH
Exons: 20
Coding region: 232-5298 (1688 amino acids)
Molecular function (GO): metal ion binding; ATP-dependent chromatin remodeler activity; ATP binding
Source: RefSeq, a predicted model, not a curated record